ACUGAAACUUUUUUUUUUUUUUAACUGUCCGCGAGACUGAUUCAAAUAAGACAUUUUUGACAACUUUAACACAACACAGCUACAACUGUAUUUUCCUUCCGUCUGUACGCAGCCGCGUUGGAGGUAUGGAGUUCGGAGAGGAGACAUCGCCCGCUUUGGUUUUCGACAAGGAUGCGUUCGAUCUCACUGUGGAAGAUGUGUACGAUAUUUCCUACGUGAUCGGCCGUGAUUUGUUGAAGAUCAGCGGCUCCGGAGAGGAGGUGUCGGACCUGCAGUUCCGGAUAGUGCGCGUCCUGGAGAUGUUUGAGACGCUGGUGAAUAAGUACAACUUGUCCCUGGAGGAGCUGCGAAUGGAGCGGGACAACCUGAAGGGAGAGCUGCAAAAAGUGCUGUCCGAGCAGGGCGCAUCCAGGGAGGGCACGACAGUGGGACCUAACCAGCUUGUGGUGGACCUGACAGACCCUAACAGACCACGCUUCACCAUGCAGGAGCUCAAGGAAGUUUUGCAGGAGAGGAACCAGCUCAAGGCUCAGCUCAUGGUGGCCCAGGAGGAGCUACAGCUGUACAAGAGUGGGAUUCUGCCUAACGCUGAAGCAGCCAUGGUGGAGGUGGAUUUGGACACUCCUCCUGCAUCUCAAGACAGCUUAGGCAACCUCACGGACGCCAAAGAGGAGAGGAGCACCAUCGGGAAAAUGUUCUCCUUCAGAAGGAAAUGAGGACAAGACUCACCAUUUUAGUACAACUGAUCACUACAACCAAGAUCUACGGACCAACUACUUUUCUAGUUAUACUUUUGUAAGGUAUUAUGUAUAUAUUGAUAAAGAGUAUUAACUGGAAAUGUUUGAAAAAUAUGUUUAUGUAAAUGCUUUUACUCACACCAGCUGCAGUCUUUAUGGCAUU
Messenger RNA from Periophthalmus magnuspinnatus, 900 nucleotides. RefSeq names its product Rab interacting lysosomal protein-like 2 (gene rilpl2). Gene Ontology annotation, molecular function: protein dimerization activity. Gene Ontology annotation, cellular component: ciliary basal body; cytoplasm. The record is from RefSeq and is a predicted model, not a curated record. The transcript has 4 exons. Lineage: Eukaryota; Metazoa; Chordata; Actinopteri; Gobiiformes; Gobiidae. Bases 126 to 716 code for a protein of 196 amino acids. Gene Ontology annotation, biological process: cilium assembly.